UGCCGCAGCUGUAAAAAUGGCAGCUGAGACAGGGAGAUACAGGAGUGCAGUUAGCAAAAACAAAGACCCCUCUGGACUUCUUAUCUCUGUCAUAAGGACUCUGUCCAGCAGCGAUGAUGUGCAGGACAGGGAGACAGAGAAGGGUCGCCUGGAAGAGGCCUUUGAGACAUGCGACAGGGAUUUAGAUGAGCUGAUUGUUCAGCAUUAUGCCGAACUUACCACCGCCAUCAGGACCUACCAGAGCAUCACCGAGCGCAUCACCAGCUCCCGCAACAAGAUCAAACAGGUGAAAGAGAACCUCCUGUCUUGUAAGAUGCUCCUUCACUGCAAAAGAGAUGAGCUGAGGAAGCUGUGGAUAGAGGGCAUCGAGCACAAGCACGUCCUCCAGCUGCUGGAUGAAAUCGAAAGCAUCAAGCAGGUGCCUCAACGGCUGGAGGCCUAUAUGGCAAGCAAGCACUACCUUCAUGCCACUGAUAUGCUGGUGUCAGCCGUGGAGUCCUUGGAAGGCCCCCUGCUGCAGGUGGAGGGACUUGGAGAUCUGCGUCUGGAGCUCCACAGCAAGAAGCUCAACAUCCACCUUGUUCUCAUUGAUGAGCUGCACCGACACCUCUACAUCAAGUCCACAAGUCGCCUGGGACACAAGAAUAAGGACAAAAAUGCUGGUCGCCUUCCAGGCUCCACGGGCAAAGACACAUCCCCGAUGCCUGGGUUGGAUGUCAGCAGCCUGUCCACCCCACGCAAGCUUUUGGAUUCAUCACAGUUCAGUACACCUGGAUCCAGCAGUGUGCGUGAGCUGCAGCAGGAUGUUCGGGAGUUGAACCAAGCAGACCUUCCUGAAGUCGAUCCAGAAGAGAACAGUGCUGAGUUCAUGGGCAUCCUCAUCAAGGCUCUGGCCAAGUUAAAGAAAAUCCCUGAGACCAUCAAAGCCAUAAUGGAGCGGCUGGAGCCUGAGCUGAAACAGAUCGUCAAGAGGUCCACCACUCAAAUAGCAGACCAUGCUUACCAGAGAGGAGAAAACCUGGCCCAGGAGAGCCAGCCAAGGCUGCUGCUGGAACUGCUGGAGCUGUUGUUUGAUAAGUUCAAGGCAGUGGCCCAGGCGCACAGCGUGGUGCUGGCCCACCUGCAGCAGAUCGCGGUGCAGUGCCCGGGCGGGGCCCACGAAGAGGGCAUCAAACUCUACGAGCAGGCGGACGUCUCUGCCAAGAUCCAGACAGUGCUGCAGGUCCUGCUAAUGGAGUAUCUGGAUGUGAAGAACAGCCGCAGUGCCACAGAGCCAUCGGCUCAGCUCUCCUAUGCCAGCACCGGCAGUGAGUUUGCUGCCUUUUUUGCGAAGAAAAAACCACAGCGUGCCAAGCAGUCACUCUUCAAGUUUGAAUCAUCUUCCCAUGCCAUCAGCAUGAGUGCCUACUUGAGAGAGCAGAGGCGAGAACUCUACAGCAAGAGUGGAGAAUUACAAGGUGGUGCUGAUGAUAACCUGAUUGAAGGGGGAGAAAUGAAGUUUGUGUGUAAACCCGGAGCGAGGAACAUCACCGUCAUCUUCCAGCCUCUUCUCAGGUUCAUUCAGGAAAUCGAGAUGAAUAUGGGGCCAGGUCAGGCCAAACAGUGCCAGCUCCGAGCCUUCCUCACUUACUACAUCAAUGAUCUCUUCCUCAACCAGGUGCGAACAGAGAUCAACAAGGAAAUUCAGGCAGUGAGCAAGACAGCCGACCCUUUGAAGAUCCUUGCCAGCGCUGAUACCAUGAAGGUUCUGGGCGUCCAGAGACCCCUGCUGCAGAGCACGGUGGUGGUGGAGAAGUCCAUCCAGGAUCUAAUGAGCCUCAUGCAAGACCUGAGUGCCUACUCCAACCAGUUUCUGGAGAUGGUCUGUGACAAGCUCAAAGAGUACAAGGAAAUCUGCAACACAGGCUACAGGGGUGUUGUCCAGUGUGAGGAGAAACUCACCAUCAGUGCUUCCUGGUCUAAAGACGAGGACAUCAGUCGUCUGCUCCAGUCGCUCCCCAACUGGGCGAAUAUGGCUCAACCCAGACAGACGCGACAGAAGAGAGAGGAUGAAGAGGACUUUACUCGGGCGGCUUUUGCUAAGGAGUCGGAGGUGCUGACUGGGAACCUUGGAGACAAGUUAAUCCCCCAGAAUGAGAUCCUGCGGGACGUCAGUGACCUGAAGGCUCUGGCAAACCUUCAUGAGAGCAUGGAGUGGCUUGCUGGUCGUCUUAAGACCUUCUUCACCAACCUGCCUCAUGGCUCCAGUGUGUCUCCAUGCUCGGCAGACAGCCAGGUGGUGGGUGAGAGCGAGCGGAGCAGGGAGCAGAUUCUCCAGACCUUAAGUGACCUUUCGAGGGGGUUCCAGGAUAUUGCAGACCGCUGUCUCCUGGCAUUGCACCUGGAAGUCAGGGUGCACUGUUUCCAUUACCUGAUCCCCCUGACCAAGCAAGGCAAUUAUGCCAUUGUGGCCAACGUUGAGAGCAUGGAUUAUGACCCACUGGUGGUCAAACUGAACAAGGACAUCUCAGCCAUAGAGGAGGCCAUGGGGGCCGCCCUGCAGCAGCACAAGUUCCAGUACAUCUUUGAAGGUCUCGGCCACUUGAUCUCCUGUAUUCUGAUCAACGGGGCCCAGUACUUCAAGAGGAUCAGCGAGUCUGGUAUCAAGAAGAUGUGCAGGAACAUCUUUGUCCUCCAGCAGAACCUCACCAACAUUACCAUGUCCAGGGAGGCAGACCUCGACUUCGCCAGGCAGUACUAUGAGAUGCUGUAUAACACUGCUGAUGAGCUGCUGAAUCUGGUGGUGGACCAGGGUGUUCGCUACACGGAGCUGGAAUACAUCAAUGCCCUGUCCUUGCUCCACCGCAGCCAGACAGGUGUAGGUGACCUGAGCACCCAGAACAUCCGUCUGCAGAGGCUGAAGGAGAUCAUCUGUGAGCAGGCCGCCAUCAAACAGGCCACCAAAGACAAGAAGAUCACUACAGUGUAAAGAUGAAACAGGACAGGGUCCAGAGGGGUGAUGAUGACCCAUCAGGGAACCCCUGGCCUUCAGAUUUUUGUUUUUAGAUCAGUCUGGCAGCAGCAUGUGCAGCAGAUAAUUGGGUCACGUAUGCAAGAGUAACGAGUGAUAGAGCAGAAACUUGCAGGACAGGGGAUAUUUAAGAAUUGGGUUAGAAAACACUGAAAUAGAGGCUUGCUCUAGACCUAGAUCCUAAUGUGUGUGAAAUCUAUUGAUGGAAAGUGUGUCUUCUCCAUUUCAUCUUGCCUGGUGUGAUAAAAAAACACUGUAGUCGAGGGUUGACAUAGAUGUACUUUCCAAUUCUGGGCAUGUAGAUUAUAUAUAUAUAUAUAUAUAUAUAUAUAUAUUUAGCGUGUGCAGCACUGGCUCACUCUAAUUGGGAAGUGAGGUGACAGCCAAUGCAACUGCAAACUUUGCAAGUUUAGCUCUCUAUGUAUCUAUCAUAAGGUAACCUAUAUUGUGAGUUUAGACUUUUUAAAAGAAACAACAAAUGCAGCGCUCACGCUCCGACUCCAACAGCCCCACACUCACCAUGACUCCAGCUGCAGAUAAAAGGCGAUUGUCUUGGACACUCACCCGAACUUAGGCCCCAUCUCAUCUCAUUUUCCUAUUAGAUCUAAACUGCUGCUCUCAAUUACACCUCUAUCUCUCCUCUCCUGGCAGCCCCAUGGGCCCACUGAUUCUGUCUGCAAUAACAGAUGCCAGAUUAGACUGUCUGAAUGAGGCCACAUCUUCUGCCUGCUGCCAAUUUGGGUUGGUCCCCAAAGAUUCCCCUAGCUGAGAAUUGUAUCAUAUCUAUGGCUGUUAAAAAAUCUGUUUAUCUCUCUUUUUUUCUGAUAGUUUGUGCAGUAGACUAGUGUGGAAAGUUGUGAGCUAUUAACAUUUUUUACAAAUUGGACAACAGAGACCAAGCAAUGAAGAUAUUUUUUGCUGAUUUCAGUUUCAUCCUUCCCUAAAACAGGGAAUAGGUUUAUUUCAAAUGCUAUAUUUCAAGUCCAGCCAACCACAGUGGAAUGACUUGGCAUGUUUGUAAGAAUGCCUCUCAUCAGUCAUACUAGCUCUAUAAACUGAAACGAUGCAAUUCUCAAUCUUCAUUUUGUUGUCCUCACUUCUCGUGCGCAA
Messenger RNA from Centropristis striata (black sea bass), 4120 nucleotides. It is a transcript of the gene exoc4, whose product is annotated as exocyst complex component 4. Gene Ontology annotation, cellular component: exocyst; growth cone membrane; synapse. Lineage: Eukaryota; Metazoa; Chordata; Actinopteri; Perciformes; Serranidae. Bases 17 to 2968 code for a protein of 983 amino acids. The record is from RefSeq and is a predicted model, not a curated record. Gene Ontology annotation, biological process: exocytosis; Golgi to plasma membrane transport; chemical synaptic transmission. The transcript has 20 exons.